Messenger RNA from Exaiptasia diaphana, 3961 nucleotides. RefSeq names its product sodium/calcium exchanger 2. Gene Ontology annotation, molecular function: calcium:sodium antiporter activity. The record is from RefSeq and is a predicted model, not a curated record. The transcript is spliced from 19 exons. The coding region runs from base 868 to 3738 and encodes 956 amino acids. Gene Ontology annotation, cellular component: membrane. Gene Ontology annotation, biological process: transmembrane transport; calcium ion transport; cell communication. Lineage: Eukaryota; Metazoa; Cnidaria; Anthozoa; Actiniaria; Aiptasiidae.
UGACGAAAGAAAUAAUUUCAACGACAACAAAAAAGCUYACUUUUUAAAUUUCAAAAUAUCUUUUUCAUUGUUUUCUUCAAAUGUUUGUUCAAGCGUAUUCCAAUUGCGAACGAAAAAUCGCGACCCAUAUGAACAAACGUAAAAAAUUUGGUUAACAAAAGAGAACUAUCGCAAACAGAGAUAUUUUCUUAUUACAUCAGUACUUUUAUUUUGCCGAUGAAAGACAUAUGCAAAAAAGAAAAAAACAAACAAAAAAUAAGAAAAAAAACGACAACAAACACCCUAAAAUUGAGAUUUAUCAAGGCCAGUACUGGACGUGUCUUUUUCGGCAAUAUUUCCAAGUUAAACAACAAGUUUGGGUAGGAAAAAACCAACACAUUUUUAUUUGAAAUCAUUAAUUUGCAAGUUUUGGCUGCAGAUGUCGCUAAAUCAACACUGUGCUAUUUUCUCUUCUUCACCGCACAUCGUUUUGUUGCUAUAGCAACUGCYCAGCGCCAGUCAGGUGGAACUGUCUCAAUGUGCUCUCAGGGUGAAUUAUACUCAGUUAUAUGAUCGCUAGGUCGAGUUUUAAGGUUAACGUCCGUCGUCACGCCGUCGUCAUACUUUUUGGCUGGUGUUUAGAAGUGAAUUCGUGGUCGUGUAGACUGCCAUCGUUGUGAAUAACGGCUCGUGAGGAAUUGUGGUCGAUUAUCCAUGAAAAUUGAUCUACCAAGUCUGAAGCUAUAAACUAAUCAAUGGAACUUGUAGCGAUUGCAGUGGAUAUCGCAAGAGAACACUCUUAAAUUAAAAUAUAGAAGAUGACAUUAUACUACAAGAUAUACUUUUUAUUAAGUUAAUACUUCGUUCAUUGCCAGCCAGAAAAAAAAAAUGGCCUCGAUUGGAUACCGUACGAACUACACCUACGGUUAUAUUGUGGAGUAUUCAAAACCUUGCUUUGAUAGCUGGCUGCUGAUUCCCGGUGAAAAUCUMUGGAACUCUGGUUUGCGUGGUUUUCUAUAUAUUUUGGCUAUGUUUUAUUUCUUCCUUGGUAUUGCUAUAGUUGCUGACAUAUUUAUGAGUUGCAUCGAGGUUAUAACAAGCAAGAAACGAAAAGUCACGCGCUAUGAUCCUGAAAAACAAGAAAGUGUAGAAAUCGAGGUGUUUGUUUGGAAUGAAACGGUGGCUAACUUGACGCUAAUGGCACUAGGAUCAUCGGCGCCCGAAAUACUAUUAGCUGUCAUAGAAACGGCACAAGAACUUGGACGGGACCCUACAGGGGACGAUAAAGACGGACUUGGAACUUUCACUAUCAUAGGUUCAGCAUCUUUUAAUAUGUUACUUAUAACAGCUGUGUGUGUUAUAAGUGUGCCGUCAGGAACGGUGAAAAUGGUUCGUGAAUUUGGUGUGUUUAUUUGGACCGCGAUAUGGUCGUUGUUCGCGUAUGUAUGGCUUCUAGUUACACUAAAAUGGGUUUCACCAGGAGAAGUCGAAAUCUGGGAAGCUUUUGUGACCCUUGCGUUCUUUCCUUUACUUGUGUUUACAUCAUGGUGUCAAGACCAUGGAUGGUGGUGUCGGAGCAGUAGAGUCCUAAGUGUUGAGCCCCCUGAGGUACGUGUGGUUGGCAUGAUGGAACGUCCUUCAAGUCACAUGAUGGUGCAUCGAUCAAUGGAACUAAGAGUGAUUGAACAACACAGAAUAAGCGUUAGUGAGCAUGACAUAAAAGAACUACCAAAAAGCAAGGACAAACUAAAAGAAGUAGUUUCGCUAUGGAAGGGUCAAAAGCCCGACGCGAACUCGAAUGAGACAGUUGAAAGCUUAGCACAUGCAUUUAAACACUUCAAAGAAGCAAAUGCUCAACCACAAAACUCGACUACGGCUCGAUUAAGAUUCCGGCAUGCGGCGCUGAACAGUCUUACAGCAAGUAGACAUCGAGUUCCCAAAGCUUCAAAAUUUGUCGACAGAUUGGAUUAUGACGAAGGUCAAAAAAUCAUGAAUGCUUUGGCAAAAUCCGUUGUCGGUUCAAAAUUCAUUGGAACUCAUGCACUCGACCAACCAGGACAAAAUUUCAAUUUCGGAACCCAGUCUUAUUCGGUUGUCAAAAGUGCCAAACAUAUCGACAUUGACAUACUGCUUACAAAUUCAAGAAAAAGGAUGUCUAGAGCUGGUACGCCACAUCGUUUAAUGAGCCUUCCAGCUCCCUACGAUCCUUGCACACAAAUCGAUGAAUCAAAAACAGCCAAAUUAAACCAACAAAACGGGAACGUGAAAACUGCAAAUGGCAAGGUCAAGCAUAGCGACAAAGAGGAACUAUAUACUCGACGGAGUUCUCCCUCGAGCAGCGAACAAAGCAUUCCCAUGUCCGUCAGUCACCGUACAAGCCUGGUCUCUCUACCCGAGGAAACUGUCUACAGCAUCGACUACGAGACGAGAGAUGGCACUGCUAAAAAAGGCAGAGACUACACUAACAUGAAAGGAACUAUGACCUUUCAGCCAGGAACAACAAAACAUAUUUUAAGAAUUCCUAUCAUUAUGCAUGACGAGUUCUCCAAAAACAGAGAGUUUUACGUCAUUCUUAAGAAUCCAAYGCCUGGAAAUGGUGUUGACUUGGGUGAAAGCAGCCUUACCAGAGUUACUAUAAUCGACGAUGAUGAACCUGGUGAAUUCGCCUUUGAGCAGGCUAGUUACCAUGCCAACUUCGUGACGGAAGACGUGACGUGUACAGUAGUGAGAAGAAAAGGCUGUGAUGGUCACGUGACAAUCCAAUACCGAACACUGAACGGUACAGCGGUKGGCGGUAAGCCAGAUGACAGUGACGUAGAUACAUGGGACUUUGAACAAGUGGACGAUGGAUGUCUCACGUUUCAACAUGGUGAAACAUCAAAGAUGCUUGUAAUUAGAAUCAAUCCUGAAUCUCAGAAAAAGAAUUUCAUUGUCUUGCUACAUGACCCGAGUCCAGGAGCAUCAUUAGGAGACAAAACCGCAGCAGUUAUUCAUAUUUCAAAUGAUGUUGACGAUAUUGUCGAUAGAGUUGCAAAUAUUAUAACAUUAGAAGAUCAGAAUCAAAGUUUAAGCAAAUCUUGGCGAAUGCAGUUCGAGGAAGCAAUCGUACUUCAAGGGGAAGAAGACGAAGACGGUAACGUCCAGCCGCUGUCAGCAUUGGAUUUAACUCUACACCUACUGACGAUGUUUUGGAAAGUUCUCUUUGCUUUCAUUCCACCCAGGCCAUUUCUUGGAGGUUGGGCAGCAUUCGUAGUAUCAUUGAUGUUUAUUGCUGGACUUACAGCUGUAGUAGAACAGCUUGGCAAGCUGCUGGGAUGUGUAGUUGGUCUAAAAAACAGUGUAACUGGAAUAACCAUUAUUGCCAUUGGAACAAGUCUUCCUGAUACCUUUGCUAGUAAAACAGCAGCUUUACAAGACACUGGGGCAGAUGCUGCCAUUGGAAACAUUACAGGAAGUAAUAGUGUGAAUGUAUUUCUUGGUCUUGGUUUGCCAUGGGUAAUAAGUGUUUGUUAUCAUGCUGCCAAAGGAACAACGUUUAAAGUUUCAACAAACAAUCUAUCUUUCUCUGUAUUGGUUUACACAUUGUGUGGUGGUGCGUGCAUCAUAUUGCUUGUAUUAAGAAGAGUGUUUUUAAAAGGAGAACUUGGUGGUACUCCAGUACAAAAGUGGUUAACUGGACUAUUUCUGGUCUUCCUGUGGUUUUUGUACRUCGUGCUAUCAAGUCUAAUGGCUUAUGGAUAUAUUCCAAACACAAUUUAAUGUUUUAAGAGAAAAACUAAGAAACGUCUUUGAGAUUUGCUAUUUAUAUUAUUUAUAAAUGACUAAUGCCAUGGUAACAGCGUGAAUUGUAAAUAUUUUGAAUAUUUAUGUGUACAUAUGAGAAAUUUUAUUUAUAACAGAGUGAUGUUUGAUACAUUAAUAUAAAAUAAUGUUUGUGAAUAAACUUAAGGAUGUCAAGGACAUAAUAAAUUGUUUAAUUGAA